AUGGCGACUGACUGGGACAAGACGGACCCCAUAUUUAAGCCCAUAAAAUCGGGUAUUGAGACUUGCCUUUACCCAAGGGAGUUUAUGCCCUUCCUGAAUGAUCCCCCAAAGCUGCACAGAGCGAUAAAAAGCCAUAUGUGUUCGCCUCUUCAUGAUGCCUUUAUCGCGGUCAUUCCCGCUUCCUCGGUGGAAACCCUCCUUCCGCGGAUCACCUUGAAUCCUAAGUUAUCAGUGAGUGGUAGUCGCGGUCUCCUGUGUUCCGAUGACUGGUUCGGUGAGCUGCAGAAGCUAACCGUCACCCUCCGUGCCCUGCCCGAGGAGAUGGGCGACAUCUAUCGGCCCACGAAAAUGGCAGUUUUGGAUACCGGAGUCAGGAAGCGGUUGGCCCGAUUUAUCACGAAGUACAAGGACUUUGUGAGCGGGUGUGACGAUGACUACCAGGAUGAGACCGGUUAUGGAACCGACGUGAUCGAUCUAAUUCAGAUAACUUAUGCCCCCGCCGACAUAUACGUAGGUAGAGUAUUCAAGCGUCGAAAAGCGACUGCAGAUACUGCAGCUCUCAUGACCCAGACCAUUGACAUGAUGGCCCGCAGGCCAUUCACCACGCAACGUCUGAAUGGCGAUGUUAUUGUCCUGCCGUCAGGCUUCCAACACGACCACCCGGGAAUUGAAGCUGCGAUUGACGAGGCACGUAAGGCUGGGAUUCUGGUGUUCGCAGCGGCGUCAAACUACGGAAAUUUCAGCGGCAUUGCCUUUCCGGCUUGCCUAUACACGGAGCACAAACUCUUCUGCAUGUUCUCGACGGAUGCCAAUGUCAAAGCCACCCCAAUAUACAACCUGUCAGUUUGCAGCAAGGCGAAGGAAAGCUUUCCCAUUUUAGGUGAUGACAUCAGACAUCCCUUAGCGAUGGCAGCGCUCUCCGGCACAUCCUUUGCCACCGCUAUUGGAGCCGCAAUUGCAGCACGAAUUCUGGACUACUCGCGACAAAAGAAUCAUUCGACUCGCAUUCGAUCUGUUGACAAGCUUACCUCCGUAGAGGGUAUGUCUGCUGUGUUUUCUGAAAUGGUCAAGGGGGCCAUUGACAAUGGCUACCACUGUAUGGCGCCCUGGCGGAUCCUACCACCAUGGCCUGAUGAAGAGGAGGAAGAUAACGGCGAGUGGCGACUUCAAGCACGCGCUCAUAUAUAUGAGCACAUGGAACAGAGAAUUUGGAAAGGGGGAUGA
Messenger RNA from Aspergillus sclerotioniger CBS 115572, 1224 nucleotides. RefSeq lists its product as uncharacterized. The record is from RefSeq and is a predicted model, not a curated record. The transcript is spliced from 4 exons. Bases 1 to 1224 code for a protein of 407 amino acids. Lineage: Eukaryota; Fungi; Ascomycota; Eurotiomycetes; Eurotiales; Aspergillaceae. Gene Ontology annotation, molecular function: serine-type endopeptidase activity. Gene Ontology annotation, biological process: proteolysis.